AUGGACACUUUCGUUUCACUUCAUCACUUUGCAAACAAGAUUAGACCUCCUAGCCUUGGACCAAAUAGACUUGAAGAUGUAUUUGAUAUGUUUUGUAGAGGAGUGUGCAUAUGUAGACCCUUUUGGGAUCAUGUGUUGGGUUAUUGGAAGGAGAGCUUAGAGAAACCUCAAAAAGUAAUUUUUCUAAAGUAUGAGGAGAUGAAAGAAGAACCCAUUAUUCAUGUAAAGAGAUUAGCUGAGUUCUUGGGUUGCCCGUUUUCUCUAGGUGAAGGAACAUUAGGAGUGGUGGAUGAGAUCUUAAGGUUGUGUAGUUUUGAUCAUUUGAGUAGUUUAGAGGUGAACAAGAAUGGAAAGUCGUCAUCAGGGGAGGAGAAUAAAGCCUACUUUCGACGUGGUGAGGUCGGAGAUUGGAAGAAUUAUCUGACAGAUGAGAUGGUCGACUGCCUAGUCCAAAUCGCCUAG
Molecule: messenger RNA, 462 nt
Organism: Camellia sinensis
Lineage: Eukaryota; Viridiplantae; Streptophyta; Magnoliopsida; Ericales; Theaceae
Source: RefSeq, a predicted model, not a curated record